AUGAGCGCCCCAGAGUCUCCCGAUCAGCGGCACUUCUUCUCUCACCUUUCGAGCAGACAAACCUCUGCUGCUCCUGGCUCUCCCACAGCCGCCGCCCCUCCAGGAGCUCCACCAACCCGUACGACCACCAACCGGCUUCCCAUUUUGAAGGCACAGUCAGGAGCACGCAACAAUGUCACCGCCGUGGUUGGCGAGUUCGUCGGAACUUUCCUCUUCCUCUUCUUCUCGUUCGCGGGCACGCAGCUUGCCAACACUCCCGCGUCGACGAGCACCGAGCCAAACCAUACCGCGCUCAUCUUCAUUGCUCUCUCCUUUGGCGUAUCCCUAACAGCAAACGUUUGGGUCUUCUACCGCAUCACAGGCGGCAUGUUUAACCCUGUGGUCACUCUUGCUCUCGUCAUCUGCGGUGGCCUCCCCAUCACCCGCGCCCUGCUCAUCAUGCCCACUCAAAUCCUUGCCGGUAUGAGUGCUGCCGGUGUCAUCUCCGCCCUUCUACCCGGGCCUUUGGCCGUUACCAACAGCUUGGGAGGCGGGGCCAACACAGCCCAAGGCCUCUUCAUUGAAAUGUUCCUCACAGCCCAGCUGGUCUUCACGAUUCUCAUGCUGGCCGUUGAGAAGCAUCGCUCAACCUUCCUGGCCCCUGUUGGCAUCGGUGCCUCCUUCUUCCUAGCCGAACUAGUCGGCUGCUACUGGACUGGCGGUGCUCUCAACCCAGCUCGUGCCUUUGGCCCCGCCGUCGCUACCCGCACGUUCCCCAACUACCACUGGAUCUACUGGCUGGGCCCCAUCAUGGGAUCUCUGCUGGCUUCAGGCUUCUACCUUCUGUUGAAGGCUAUGCAGUACCAGGAGUGCAACCCCGGUCAGGACGCGAGUGGCGCUGAUCUCGAGCGCUAUGAGGAUCGUCACGCCCAGCACCACACGACCACCGAGGAGCCCAAGGUGUAA
Verticillium alfalfae VaMs.102 is the source of this 945-nucleotide messenger RNA. Its product is annotated as aquaporin-2. NCBI's taxonomy places the organism in Eukaryota, Fungi, Ascomycota, Sordariomycetes, Glomerellales, Plectosphaerellaceae. The coding region runs from base 1 to 945 and encodes 314 amino acids. The record is from RefSeq and is a predicted model, not a curated record. Gene Ontology annotation, cellular component: plasma membrane. The transcript has 3 exons. Gene Ontology annotation, molecular function: water channel activity. Gene Ontology annotation, biological process: transmembrane transport.